CUUCCUAGUUGAUAUUGUUAAUUACUGGGACGCUAUUCCUGGUGCAAGAACGUUAGUUUCGGUUCUACAUGCUGGAUGUCACAACUCUCAAUAUGCUGUCCGUGUUACUUAUCCAAGCAACUGUGCUGUUGACUGUUACAGCUCAAAAGAACCUUACGCCAUUUGGAACGCCUACACAAAGCUCACAGAUUAGCACAGCUGGACCAACCAAUGCCAUUAACCCACCAAUAACGAAUAAAUUUGGUUGGUACGAUUGUACACACACACAGACAGGUCGAACUGAGGCUUGGUGGAUGUUUGAAUUUUUCGAGUCCUCAUACAUAACAGAAAUAACGUUAUACUACAGAAAUCUUGAUUAUCGGAUGGAUGGAUUUAAAUUAUAUGUGACCAACACAUCAACUAUUCCACCUGUUAGUUAUCUCUGUUAUGAAGAUCCUGAUCCCGGUCUCCCAAACAUCACUCAGACAAUACCUUGUAAUCAACUUGGAAAAUAUGUCAUUUAUUACGAUGAUAAAGGAGAUGCAAACAACGGACCUAUUGUUGAAUUAUGUUACGUUGCCAUUAACGGAUGCCCAAAGAGUCGCUGGGGUAGUACUUGUGAAGAAUUUUGUGCGUAUUGCAUUGAGCAAAGUUGUAUUCCUGAAAACGGUUCUUGUGUCUGGGGUUGUGACACAAAACACUGUUUAAAUGGUGUUUGCGAUAAACAUUCUGCAGUUUGUACCGAUGGUUGUAAAGAAAGACGCACAGGAAGCUAUUGUGACAAGUAUAACAUAGCAUUUGACGGUUUAGUCUCGCAGCAUCCAAGUGGUAGUCAACUGGCCAAUCUAGCAAUUGAUGGAAAAAGAGCAUCAUGUUCCAAAACAAAAGGAUCUAGUGUAACAUUUCAAGUUGACCUUAAAGACAAAAGUAUCGUAAGAGGAUUGUUUAUCCUUCUCGGUGAAGGUACAACAAAAGAGGGUCAUCAUAUCUUGUACGGUUCAAAUAACAGCAAUACCUGGAAUAGUGGAACAGUUUUGUACAAUGAGACAUAUGUGCCUACUGAGAUCAACUUUACAGCUUUUUUCAGAUUCUUUACUUAUGUACCUCCAGUUCAUAAUCUAUUUACUGAACUUGAACUAUGUGAAAUUGGGAUUAUUGGUUGUCCUCCUACACACUAUGGACCUUUCUGUAAUACCACGUGUCCACAAAACUGUAAUGGACCAUGUGACCUUGAUGUCGGGAAUUGUAUAUUUGGUUGUAUAGAUGGAUGGACUGGGAGUAGAUGUGAAAAAGAAUGCAAUGCUGGUUUUUACGGCAACGGAUGUCUUGAACCAUGUUCAGCAAACUGUAUGAAUCCACAAUGUAAUCAUGUGACAGGAGAAUGCAUCGGUGGAUGCAAGGAUGGAUUGCAGGGAUUCAAUUGUUCACAAACUUGUCCUAACGGUCAAUUUGGGAAUAACUGUUCUAAGUUUUGUGAUGGAUGUAUAUCAAGAUUGUGUGAUCAUGCUAGUGGAAUGUGUGAAAACAAAACCAGCUGUAACCCUGGUUAUAGAAACUCUGACCAUUGCAACAUAAUGUGUGCCGAUGGGGAAUUUGGUGUUGAUUGUGUAAAGAAAUGUUUCUGUCUAACCGAACCUUGCAGUAAAGUAAACGGAAUAUGUCCAUCUGGAGGUUGUAAAGAAGGAUUGCAUGGUGAAUCAUGUAGCAAAGGAUGUGACAAUGGUAAAUUCGGUCGAAAUUGUGCAGAAUUCUGUGACGGAUGUAUAUUUAAUUUAUGUGAUAAAAAAAAUGGAUUAUGUGAAAACACGACUGGAUGUGAACCUGGUUAUCUAUACGAUGAAUACUGCAACAAUACAUGUGACGAUGGAUAUUUCGGGGCAAACUGCACAAGCAGGUGUAAUUGUUUGAAUGGAAUGUGCUUAAAAUCAACAGGAAAAUGUGAAGAUGGAUCUAAAUCCCCAGUUAAAGGUUCGUCUAACGUGGCCGCGAUAGGUGGAGGUGUUGCAGCUGUAAUAAUCGUUGUGCUUAUAAUGGUGGCAGCAUUUAUCUUUUACAAACGCAGCUUAAUAUCAACAAGAGAGAGAUAUGUUGACCGGACAAAAUCAAGCGAUAAGACCACUUUCGGUAGACAGAAGGAAACCAGUAAUGAAAAUGAAUACGCAAAUGUUAAUAUCGUUACAAAAGUAGAUGAGGAAGAGGUUACUUUUACCAUAAAAGACGGAGAAGAUCUCGAAUUUCAAAUAGACGACAAUGGGGUUGAAAACGAAUACUUUAAUGUUAACAGUGAACAUGACGUUUCUAAGUACAGUAUACUGAUUGAAGAUCUAAAGGAAGCUAUAAAUGAGAAACAAAAAGACGAAGGUUUCAAGAAAGAGUAUGAGAUGUUUCCUAGAGGGCUUGUGUAUGCUCAUGUUGAAGGUUCAAAAGAAGAAAAUAAAAUUAAAAACCGUUUUCUCUCAACAUGGCCGUAUGACCAUUCACGAGUUAUUCUGAACGGAAACACUAAGAAUGAUUAUAUAAAUGCUAGUUACAUUGAUAACUAUGAAAUUAAAAAGGCAUACAUAGCAGCACAAGGUCCUAAAAAGAAUACAGUGAGAGAUUUCUGGCAUAUGAUCUGGAAGGAAAAUGUUAGGAAAAUAGUGAUGGUAACACAGCUUAUAGAAAAUCAAAAGAGAAAAUGUGAACAAUAUUGGCCUGAAACACUGUCUGAACCACUGGUAGUAAACAACUUCAAAGUUACAAUGACGAAAGAAAAGGAACACACAUUUUAUGUGUACAGGUUAUUAACAGUAUCGCUCAAAAACGCUACGAAUGGACAGGAAAGAAAAAUUCACCAUUUUCAUUUCAUGCAAUGGCCAGACCAUGGUGUUCCUGACAGCAUAAAACUGGUCGACUUUUACAGGAAAGUCAAAAGUGAAAAAUGUAACCAAAAUGGACCAAUGGCUGUACACUGCAGCGCUGGAGUUGGAAGGACCGGGACAUUUAUAGCUAUAGAUGCAUUAUAUGAGCAUGGAAAGAAAGUUGGUUAUGUAAAUGUUAUGGAAUAUAUAGAGAUGAUGAGGAAAGACAGAAUGAAUAUGGUUCAAACAUACGAACAAUAUGAGACUGUCUUUGAAGCCUUGUUAGAACUGUUUACAGUACAAAAAACGUCUAUUCCGACGAAUAAUUUCUGUCAAUAUAUUUUGGACCAAGAACAGAAGACCAUACCACGAAAUCAGAAGAUGUAUAAAGUAGAAUUUCAGAGAUUGCAAACCUUACGACCCAUGUAUCCUCCAUCAGUAUUUGCUGCUGCAACAUUAAAAGAAAAUAUAUCGAAAAAUUCAGCAAAGAAAAUAUUUCCACAUGACAGAUAUAGACCGUAUCUUAUGUCAUAUGGUAAAACACGUAAUGACUACAUCAACGCAGUGAUAAUACCAGGAUAUGCAGAUAAGAGUAAAUUUCUUGUAACACAAUGUCCUCUGCAAGAGACUGUUGUUGAUUUCUGGACAAUGGUAUAUGACCAUGACUCAAAAAUUGUUGUAUUGUUAGAUCAGUUGAACAAGAAUGGUCAGUUGUGGUUAGGUAAAAAUGAAGUGCUGGAGUUUGAACAUUUUACCAUUUUACAAGAAAAUGCGUCCAACACCGAAGAGCUGCAGCUGACUUUACACUCUAAGAAAAAGGACCAGAGGAAAAUUACUGUUUUUACGGCAACUAAAUUGAACGUCACGAGUGAUGUAAUGCUUCCAUCAAGUAUUCUGCUAGAUCUUCUGAAAAAAGUUAAAGAUUGCUGGGAAACAGAUAAAGGAUAUAUUACUGUUGUGAGCAGCGAUGGUUGCACUAAGAUUGGGCUGUUUGUUGCACUAUAUCUUACUUUGGAAAAAAUUGAGAUAGACGAUGAAAUUGAUGUGUUUCAAGUGGUUAGAGCGAUGCAAGUUAGACGUCCUGAAUUUUUCAUGGAACUAGAGCAGUAUGAAUAUUGCUACAAGUGUGUCAAGGAAUAUUUAGAAAGAGACUCGCUGUAUGCAAAUCUUUAGUUUCGUCAGUGUUUGUUUCGUUAUAAUUAACUUUAGAACACAUAUAUUUACAUACUGAAAUGUUAUGACGAAAUAAAAGUAAGAAGUCAGAUUUUAAAGAAAACUGUAAUUACAUGUCUAUGUGGACAAAUCAAAUUGUUCGGUUUUGUAUACAUUAUUGAUUAACAUUGUCUACGAUAUAUAUCUAUGAUAUAGUUUUAAUUAAUCGGAAAACAGAUAAUAAUCAUAUUUAUUAACCGUGAUUUUGAUAUAAAUGUGUAAAACUCUAGUAUAUUCUAAGGAUAAACCUUGAACGACCUUGGAUAUAGAGAAAUUUUUCUUCAAAAAAAGUCAAAAUUCAAAAAUAUUGAGAUCAGUCAAUUUCAAAUUGGUGAUUAAAAAACUUGAGCAAAAAACUGAUGAACAUCAAAGUUAUAUUCAGUGUUGUCGGGCGAGAGGAUGCACUUCAGUUUUCACAAAUUGGGCUUUUUUUAUUAAUUGAAAUGUGUUUAUUUGAGAAUUCAAAACCAAAUAAUUAAAAAAUCUUUUAACAGAACUCAAAGUUGAUGAUUUGAAAAAUAUUGUGUCAAAAGUUUGGCUUAUUUAAGUUCCUUUUAAAAACUUUUAUAUGUAAUAAAAAUUUUCUAUCCAAAGAAAUUAAUUUUAUUGGUGGUAAGUUUCUGUUGUGAUACAAUUAUUAUAAAUGCACACAAAAUCGAUAAGUUAUCAUGUUAUAUUUCAUACAUCACUAUUUGGAUUUUUUUUUCAAUUCAUGCACUGAGUUCGGUAGUACAGUAAUGUUGGGAUUAGUUCUUAACUCUCUUCAGACCUGACGGAAUAAUCCACCAUAAAAAUGUUUUAAAGUAGAACUGUAAUAUUAUGUUUUAAAUGUUGAACUAUACAAAACAGCUCUACGGUAUAACUGUCAAAAUCUGUUCCAUGGUAAACUGUCAGGAUCUAUUCUACGUUAGAACUGUCAGAAUCAGUUCUAUGAUAGAACUGCCAUGAUUUGUUCCAGGGUAUAACUGUCAGUAUCGUGCGAUAGAAUUGUCAGAAUCUGUUCUACGAUAGAGCUAUCAGAAUUUUUUCCAGGAUAUACCUGUCAUGAUCUGUUCAGGGUAGAAUGGUAAGAAUCUGUUCUCGGGAAGUAUUGUCAGGAUUUUUCUAACAACUAUUUUAAACACUAUCAGUCGACUAUGCUGGUAUCUUAAGAUCUUAGAAAUUUUAUUCAAUCGACAUUGUUUUAAUGCAAAUACUCCUGAAUUGAAGAUAUGUAUUGAUGUAAUCGAGACUUCAUUUGUUGUUGUCACUUUUACUAUAAAGUUUUUUUAUAUAAUAUAUAAAUAUUCUCUAUUAUAUUACUGUUAUGUUAAAUUAUAUUUGUUUUGUUUAUAUACAUACUUUGUUUAUCAUUUAUUCUAUAAUACAUAGUGUGAUACUUUUUUUUAUCAAAUAAAAUACUUUGAAAAGUC
Molecule: messenger RNA, 5443 nt
Organism: Mytilus californianus (California mussel)
Lineage: Eukaryota; Metazoa; Mollusca; Bivalvia; Mytilida; Mytilidae
Product: receptor-type tyrosine-protein phosphatase T-like
Exons: 31
Coding region: 69-3992 (1307 amino acids)
Biological process (GO): protein dephosphorylation
Molecular function (GO): protein tyrosine phosphatase activity
Source: RefSeq, a predicted model, not a curated record